AUACACUGUUUCUGUAUUUGCAUGUAGACGGCAAAAGGUUCGGCGUAGACACUGAAGACAGAGAAUUGGAGCUAAGCCAGGCAUAAAUCGAGAAUCAACGUUCUGGGUCCUUUGUGUUAAUAAUGCCUAUAAAGAAAGAACUCUGCAAAAACUAUCAGCGAGGCAGUACGGCCAAAGGUGUAAAUUUCUUCACGUAACUCAGCAACAACCAAAAUCCAACAUCUUUGGAGGAGGGGCACAAUCUGGCUCAUAUGGGCAACAGCAAAAGUCCAAUCCUUAUGGUUUUGGUGUUCAAAACAGCUCUCAGUCAAAAGGGUCUACUGAUUAUGGAUCUAAACCCAAUAACCAAUUUAAGCCUUUUGAAAACAAAUGGACUCGUUUCUCCCCCAUACCUAAUACUGGUGCCCCUUCAGCACGGCAAUCUGAAAAUCAGACGCAAGCAACGAAUCAUAAAUCCUGAGUCUUGCAGACGCAUAGUUGUUGAGGAUUUUGAGAAUGAAAGACCGCUUUGGAAGCUGACAUGUUACGGUCACUUGAAAAAUGCUCCUUGUGACAUUAUUGGCGACAUUAGUUAUGAAGAAUUGAGGGCUGCAGCAUAUGAUGACGCUAAGCGUGGGUUGAGCUUGCAGUCGAUAGUCGAGAGAGAGCGGAAUUUACUUAGUUCAAAGUUAGUUGAGUUUGAAAACCUUUGCAAGCCACAUGCAGUUGCACCGAGCUCAACUCUCCCCAAUCAAAAACCUUUUUCUGGAACUAGUUCUAAUGCAUUCUCGAGCUUUGGUCAACUAGGAUCAUCCCUGAAUAUGGGGUCUGUAUCGAGGCCCCCUGCACCAUUGAACAAUGGUUUUGGUCAGCUGAAUUCCUCUGCACCUUCUAGGCAGAUUUCAAGUGCAUUUGGAACGAAAAAUAUGCCAUCUGAAAAUGCAGGUGAAAUUUUAAGGUUUUGUUUGUGUGGUGCUUUCUCUUUGUUUCUGCUGACUGUCAUUUUGGUAGGCUUAUUUGGCAGCCAAUUCCCUGCUUCUUCCACUAUAACAGGCUUCAGCAGUAAUGGUGCCCUGAGAGAAAGUAACCCAUUUUCUCCUUCACCAUCUUCAGCUCAAUUUCUCAGAACAACUAAUAAUCAGUCGCCAAUCCUUUCCAUGGGGCUUGAUUAUACUUCUAAUGCGAAUGCACCAGCACAAGUUGCUAUGGGAGUUCAGUUGGCAACUAACAUGCAAAAGGAGGACAUCUCUGGUGAUGUGAGUAUUUGGUCAAAAAACAAGUGGAACCCUGGAGAGGUUCCAGAAGAAGCACCUCCUGAUGCAUUUGUUGAUGCGGUCUGAGCCAUAUGAAGAAAAUUGUUAUCAGGCUGCAAACGGUUGUCCAUAUCGAUUACCUUAAUUGGUUUUGUUUUGAGGACAGAAAUGUAGGUGACGAAUUGUUACAGUGUAAAAAGAAAUCAAGUACAAAAUGAGUUUAUCACUGUUGUUGGGAAAGUAGCUGUAGCAAAGUUACAAACAAUAGGGUUAAGCGACCCCGUGUGGUGGUGUGGUUUUGUUCCAGCUCAGCAGGUUAGGUGAAAACAAAGGGUGAAAUGAGGAAAAUAAUAGAAAAGUUAUUAUUAUUAUUCAAGUCUCGAACGCGUUUUGGGAGACGUGGUUUUUGUAUUCCCAGUUUGAAAAGAGAUUCUUGAAAAGGUCUUAAAGAUCGUGCAGACAGAGUAUGCAUGGGACCCAUGUCUCCCUGUGCUUGCUUGGGCUGUCAACUAAACAACAAAUCAGAAAUUAUUGCCAUCCCAUUCCCAUA
Messenger RNA from Ziziphus jujuba (common jujube), 1782 nucleotides. Its product is annotated as zinc finger CCCH domain-containing protein 16. The record is from RefSeq and is a predicted model, not a curated record. Bases 252 to 1319 code for a protein of 355 amino acids. Gene Ontology annotation, molecular function: metal ion binding. The transcript is spliced from 9 exons. NCBI's taxonomy places the organism in Eukaryota, Viridiplantae, Streptophyta, Magnoliopsida, Rosales, Rhamnaceae.